Molecule: messenger RNA, 2637 nt
Organism: Pimephales promelas (fathead minnow)
Lineage: Eukaryota; Metazoa; Chordata; Actinopteri; Cypriniformes; Leuciscidae
Gene: hbp1
Product: HMG-box transcription factor 1
Biological process (GO): regulation of transcription by RNA polymerase II
Cellular component (GO): nucleus
Molecular function (GO): DNA-binding transcription factor activity, RNA polymerase II-specific; RNA polymerase II cis-regulatory region sequence-specific DNA binding; RNA binding
Source: RefSeq, a predicted model, not a curated record
ACUGACGUACGUCUCCACCAAUGGGAGGCGAGAUCUAAAAGUAAUCGGUCCUGCCUUCGCGGAGAAUGCCAGAGAUACUCUGUAAUGGCGACAGGUUUGCCUUCUCAGCUGACAUGUUAUAAUAUGGUGUGGGAAGUGAAAACUCAGUCAGUCCCCCAGAGAGUCCAGCAAGUCCAGUCACAGAGCUCAGGAAUGGACGAGGCCUUCGACCUGCUCAAGUGUAAUGAGCGUCUGCCCUCCUCACCCGGCUGCCCUUCCAACGAGAGCCACAUGGAGUUCGAUGACCUGCCGGAGCUGCAGGAGGUGCAGGACGAUCAGUCGACCCCUGGCGUGUUCCAGGUGGCCCCGGGUGUGUCUCAUCACGAGGAGGAAGCGUGGAGCUCCAGCGUUUCACACACAAACUGGCUAACGGAGCUGGCCAACAUCGCCACGAGCCCUCAAAGCCCCCUGCUCCAGAACGCCCCACACAACCGGUCUUCUCCUGUCCACAUCUUCUCCAGCAGUAGCAGUUUACAUUCCUACGCUCGACCCCCUCUGUCUUCCAGCAGCGCCCCCAGUCCCGCCCGCAGCCACAUGAGAGAGCGCCGGCGCACCAGGGCCAGCAGCGAGUCGGAGUCUGGCAUUUUCUGCAUGUCGUCUCUGUCCGAUGAUGACGACCUGGGAUGGUCCCAUUCCUGGCCCUCCACUGCCUGGCAUUGUUUCCUGAAAGGAACACGUUUACGCUUCCACAAAGGUCCGAAUGUGGAGUGGCAGGAGGCAGAGGACGUGAUGGAGUCGGAUGAAGAUUCUGAUGACGAGGGAGAAACACGGUCCAACCCAAUGAAGAGUUAUGGCUGUGAUGGCCUAAAGCUGGUGAUCUUUGAGGAGAGUGUGUCUUUCGGUCAGUCUGUCCUGAAAUUAACCUUUGACCCCGGUUCCCCUGAAGCAGGGCCUCUGACUGCCGAGUGCAGAUUGGACCAUCCGUUUUUUGUGAAAAAUAAAGGGUGGUCUUCUUUCUAUCCGAGCCUUACCGUUGUACAGCACGGCAUCCCCUGCUAUGACAUGCAGGUCGGAGACGUGUGUCUGCCGCCAGGACACCGCGACGCCAUCAACUGCGACGACUCCGUCGUUUUUGACACUUUUAGGAGUUAUGACUUCACUCCUCUGGACUCCUCUGCCGUGUAUGUUCUGAGCAGUAUGGCACGCCAGCGUCGGGCUUCCCAGUCCAGUGGGGGCGCUGUGAGCCCCGACUGCGAGGCCCUCGGCUCCUCCCACCACUCCACCAGCAGCAAAUCACAGCGCAGCCACGCCUCAGGGAGCUCUGGAGCCACACCCACAAAGUGCAAGCGGCCAAUGAAUGCCUUCAUGCUUUUUGCCAAGAAGUACAGGGUGGAAUACACGCAGAUGUAUCCCGGCAAAGACAACAGAGCCAUCAGCGUGAUUCUGGGCGAUAAAUGGAAGAAGAUGAAAAACGAGGAAAGGAGGCUGUACACCAUGGAAGCCAAAGCUCUGGCCGAGGAGCAGAAACGACUCAACCCUGACUGCUGGAAACGCAAGAGAACAAACUCGGGCUCUCAGCAGAACUAGCCCGAGGAUCGUCACGAAAACACGAACUGGACAGCAGGAGACGGACACCGAUACACAUUCUCUCGAAAGAAUGAUAAACCGCAACUGUGAUGCUUCACGCACUUGCUUUAGGGGGGAAAAAAAAACAAACAAAUCAAAUUUGCUAAUUACAACGAAACAUCUUCGCAAGAAGAAAUACAUUUGAAAAAUAUAUGAACGAUAAUAUAAUUAUAUGGGAUAUAUAAAAAAAAAAAUGUAAUCUAGUCAACUAACAGUGCUUGUGUAUUUUUCUUAUCCUUUCAAAAAUGACGAAAAUGCCUUACUUUUCCAAAGCAAGACAACGCUCAGUUCUUCUAUCAGGUAAUUUCGUAUUUCUAGGCUUGAAAGGUGCAACCCUGUGGUGCUAUUUUACUGAGGCCGAGGAGCGAUAUAUAUAUAUACAUACAAAUAAUGUCUAUUUUUCAAUGUAAAAAGGGGAAAUUUAGAUCUUAGCUUGUUUUUUCAGCAGUUCAUAUUAAUUAUAUUUGUAUAACUCAACUUAUUGCACAGACUCAAAUGUAUUGCUAACAGACGAAUGCAGUUGAACUUCGUAUUCGUCGAGGUGCUGGAAAAAGGUUGAAUUUGAUAUGACACCAGUCCAGCCUAGGCCAUAAUCAGUGUGUGUGUGUCUGCGUAACUGUGAGCAGGUGUGUGUGUGUGUAUCCAUAAUGGCCAUAUUGUACAUGGAUCGAGUCCCACACGCACGCAAGCAAGUACAACGACACACAUGUUGUCACAUACAGCACUUCAGGGCCAUGCCUUCACUGUAAGUGUUCUUGUUUUUGCACUUUAUAUUCAAAUAUAUCCUUAUACAACCAAUAAAUGUAUACAAGCUGAAAUGAUGUGUAAAAAUAUAUAUAUAUCUUGAUAAGAUGUAUCCUUUGACACAAUCAUGGCCAAACUGAGCAACGGAGUGUUGUGUUUUGUGUUUGCCAUUGGAUUGCAUUACAAAUACAUUUAUGUUAAUAUUGUACAGGUCAGCGUUCCCAUCCAUUUCUUGCACAAACUAUUCUUGUAUCAUAUUAUAAAUAAAAUUUUAAACUCGCUACCCUA